Messenger RNA from Ruditapes philippinarum (Manila clam), 1846 nucleotides. RefSeq lists its product as uncharacterized. The annotation marks the transcript as partial. The transcript has 6 exons. The record is from RefSeq and is a predicted model, not a curated record. Gene Ontology annotation, molecular function: DNA helicase activity; ATP hydrolysis activity. Gene Ontology annotation, biological process: telomere maintenance; DNA repair. NCBI's taxonomy places the organism in Eukaryota, Metazoa, Mollusca, Bivalvia, Venerida, Veneridae.
ACCCAGGUCCGAAAGAUGAGACCGCCAUGACAUGUACGUUGUAACUGGCAUUUUCGCUUGAAAUGCAUAAAUAAAGAGACCAACAGGGUCUAACACACAUGCAAACAACUGGAUUCUACUUACUUUUUAAUGUUCUUAUGCUCGAUAAAUGAAACUCGGUCUAAUGAGCCUGUAUUUCAAUAAAUAUUCUGCUACUAAACGAUGUUUUCCUCAGAAUUAUUAUGACCCGGAAGUGUUCGUCCGACAACAGGUGCGUGGUUCCCCGUUUUGCUUGAUGAUAGUGCGUGGUAAACGGAAGCCAGUAGAAUGUUUUCAUUUAUCAUUCGGCAUUCUCACUUAUUAUCAAUGUACCGUAUAUAACACGUUUUUUUCGCGGAAUACGUCAAAUUUAAUUAAAAUAUGGCAAAUCUCAACAAAAAUCAGUCGUCUGCAUUAGAUGCUGUUCUCUCAGGCCACAAUGUCUUAAUCACAGGUCCAGCAGGAACAGGAAAGUCCUUCCUCAUUAGCGAAAUAGUUAAAACAUGUGAAAAUCAGGGUAAAAUUGUAGCGUUGACAUGCACAACUGGCAUCGCCUGCUCUGUAUAUACGGAUAUGACACUAAAGGCAAACACAUUGCAUCGCUGGUCAGGGAUAGAAGAUGGUCGGUAUCCUCCGUCUGAAAUAAAAACAGUUAUUCUAAACAAUGUUAAAUAUGCCAAAGUGGUUAAUAACAUUAGAAAUACAGACAUUCUCAUCAUUGAUGAGGUUUCAAUGUUAAGUAAGAAGGUGUUUGGCAGCCUCAGUGAAGUUUGUUCUAUAAAAAAUGAAAAAAUUGUAUUUGGAGGUAUACAGCUGGUUCUUAGUGGUGAUUUUUACCAGCUUCCACCUGUACCCAAUACCAUGUAUAAUGAUGAAGGGAAGUACUGCAUUGAAAGUGAUUUAUUCUCAAAUGUGAUUUCACACAAAAUUAUGCUGAAUGAGGUUGUAAGACAGAAAAAUGAAACAUUUAUAAAAGUUCUAAAAGAAGUUUCUGCAGGUGCACUUUCCCAUGACUCAGUCCAAUUCAUUAAAUCCCUCAACAGGCCCCUUGUAAACAGUAAUCAGGAAAGCCUUAAAUUGUUUGCAACAAAUGAUAUUGUUGAUGAUUUUAACCGAGAUAAGUUAUUGAAAAUGGAAGGUCCAGUAUAUGAGUACAUGUCAGAGGACAAAAGUAAAAUAACAUGUUUAAAUCAUGUUCUAGCACCACAUAAGUUGUGGCUGAAAGUGGGUGCACCUGUAAUAUUACUAAGAAACUUAUCAAACAAGCUUGUAAAUGGCCUUAGAGGAGAUGUUAUCAGCAUUUCAGAAGAUGGACCAGUGGUGGAUUUUCAUUCAGUUGGAAUACAAGCUCCAAUGAAAAAAUUCAAUUCACAGCAUUUGUUCAGCCUUAGAGAUAAUAAAGACAUUGCUGUGAGGGAACAACUGCCAUUGAAGUUGGCUUUUGCCAUAACAAUUCACAAAGCACAGGGAAUGAUGCUUGACAUGGUUGAAGUGGAUUGCAGGGGUAUAUUCAAGUCUGGUCAGCUUGGAGUGGCUAUGAGCAGGGCUAGAGAUUUCUGUGGACAAAGAGUUGCAAAUUUCACCCAACGGGCAUGCAUGCCACAACCUGACAUUGUAAAGGAUUUUAUCAACCAACCAUCACAGACAUUUUCUGAGGAUCUAAGUUGUUGUCAAGAAACAUUAAGGAAAACAGAGGUGUUUGGGUUUAUCUCAGUAAGUGACAAACCAGUGAUCCCUUUUGAUACUGAUAUAGAUGCUCAGUUUGAGGACCAGUUUGACAGUGAAUUUGAACAACUUAUUAAUGAAAUAGAUGAAUUUAAUGCUGACA